UGUUGACGGACGCUAGACAACCUUGGGCAUCACAUACAUUUAGACCAGGUCAAAAAAAGUCUUAUAGAAAAAAAUCUUUAAACUCAAGAGAUGAAAAUUCUGCCGUCGUAUCAAGUAAAUUAUGUGAUCCAAAUGUAAAACAGUAUUCAGGAUAUCUCGAUAAAUCAGGCGACGAAAAUAUAUUCUUUUGGUUUUUCGAAUCGCGCAAAGAUCAAGAUUCAGUUCCAAUAACAAUAUGGCUCAAUGGAGGCCCAGGUUGUUCGUCAAUGAUCGGUCUUUUCCAGGAAUUAGGUCCAUGUCGAUCAAUUAAUAAUGGAACAUCGGUAGAACCAAAUUCGCAUAGUUGGAAUGAAGUCUCUCAUUUAUUGUUUAUCGAUCAGCCAUUUGGUGUUGGAUUCUCUUAUGGUGACACCACGAAAAUUAAUUCAACAGAGCAUGCUUCUUCAAACUUAUACACGUUUUUGCAACGCUUCUUUGAUCGUUUUCCUGAAUAUGCGAACCUUGAUUUGCAUCUCUUUGGUGAAUCUUUUGGCGGACGUUAUGUUCCAACUAUAGCAAGAAUCAUAUACAAUAAAAACAAAGAAAUAAUCGCCGGUAAAAACGAUGAUACUAUUAUAAACUUAAAAUCAAUAGGAAUUGGAAAUGGAUGGAUUCACCCAAUAAUACAAUAUCCCGCAUAUGCCAAUUUCGCUUGUGAUAUGGAUCUAAGAAAAUGCGUUGAAACACGAAAACCAGCUGACUGUAGUGCAGCUGAUAACUUUUGCUUGCAUCACAUCUACGAUGUAUUCUAUAACACCUCUGGUCUAAAUAACUACGAUAUGCGCGUUUCGAAUCUCACUUUAUACCCACCAUCAGAUUAUCAAGGUUACUUGAAUCAGUCUCAUGUCAUCAAACAAAUUGGCGCAAGAAAAUCAUAUGAAGAAUGUUCAAAUUCAGUUUUUGAUAGCUUUGCUAUCAAUGGAGAAAACGCAUUAAGUUCCGCCGAGGAUAUAGA
Molecule: messenger RNA, 994 nt
Organism: Ambispora gerdemannii
Lineage: Eukaryota; Fungi; Glomeromycota; Glomeromycetes; Archaeosporales; Ambisporaceae
Source: the annotation of a GenBank genome assembly